Messenger RNA from Penaeus vannamei (Pacific white shrimp), 2348 nucleotides. The record is from RefSeq and is a predicted model, not a curated record. Lineage: Eukaryota; Metazoa; Arthropoda; Malacostraca; Decapoda; Penaeidae.
AUGUACUUUGUGAUGUUGAAGGUUGUUCAGGCUAAAAAGAAAUACAUUUCGCUUAUUAGAUUAGACCUCAUAUUGUGUAGGAUAGUUAAAGGUAUUGAUAAAUUGAUGAUUUGCAGCUUUUGCUAUACUGAGUUUGAAGAUACUUUGUCUGCAAGUGUUACUGCUGCUUUCUUCAAAGUUUGUUCCCAUAAAUAUGCUGGCCAUCUCCUACAGAUGGUUCGUGAGAGGGGGGGACCUGCCAAGACCCAGUCAAGCAGUAGCAAGUGCCACCAGUGCCCCCACUGCCCCUUCACCACUACCCAAGAAACACUCCUGUUUGAGCACUGCCUCACCCACAACUGGGAGAACCCCUUAUCCUGUCCCCACUGCCAGUACAGACCGGCAGACGCCAGCCAGAUGAAGAGGCAUAUGCGGAUACAUACUGGUGAGAAGCCUUAUCUAUGCCCACACUGCCCAUAUGAGACUGCAGAUGGCAGUAAUUUGAAGCGGCACAUACGCACACAUACAGGAGAGAAGCCUUACUCCUGCCCACACUGUCCCUAUCAAACGGCAAUGAAGGGAAAUCUGAACAGACACAUUCGAGGCCACAUGGAAAAGGACAGUAUUGGAGCCUUGCCAACAGCAGACCUCACUCACUUCCCGCCCAUGCAGAAUGUGCACAAAGAUGUGGGUGACUUCGUGGACAGUUAUGGUGGACAGCCGAACUUCAGGACUCCCAACGCACCCAAGAAGAUCCACCAGUGCCCUGUAUGCUCGUACACCACACCCAAUCGUUCCCACUGGAUUGUUCACUGCCGAACACACACUGGUGAAAAGCCAUAUUCAUGCUCAUACUGUCCAUAUGAGACAGUUGCCAAGAGUGACUUGAAGAGACAUAUUAGAAUUCACACUGGAGAGAAACCAUUCUCUUGUCCUCACUGUCCAUAUCAGACUGCUGUCAGUGCAAGCCUCAAGAGGCACAUUCUUACCCACACAAGCACAAGAUCCAGAAAACUGUCAUGUGACAAUGAGGCUGGAGGCAUCGAGAAGGCACUCAUGGCAAGGUGUCAGAACAGAGGCCAUGCCCCUCUCCAGUGCUACUGCCACCGUCACCACCACCUCUGUGGCUGGAACAUCCAUCAAGAUCCACCAGUGCCCAUACUGUGCCUACACAACUUCCAUCAUCUCCAACCUGAAGAAGCAUGCACGCAUCCAUACUGGAGAGAAGCCUUUUGCCUGUCCCCACUGCCCAUUUCGUGCAACCCAAAUGGAAAACCUCAGGAAACAUGUCCGCACCCACACUGGGGAGAAACCCUACACAUGCCAGCAGUGCAUGUACCGCACCACAAAGAAGAGCUGUUUAAUGAGACAUAUCAUGACUGUGCACAACGUUUGAAGAUGUUAGCAAGAUGUGAGGACCUAGGAUCCAGUGAGGACAUCAGUCGGAAGCACCUGUGGAGGAAUGUCAGUAACAGCAAUAGUUAUCCAUCAGGCACCAAGAUCCACCAAUGUCUCUACUGUUCCUACACUAGCACCUUGAAGUGCAAUUUACUUCGUCAUGAGAGGACUCACACAGGAGAGAAACCGUUCCCAUGUCCACACUGUAAUUUUCGUUGUUCACAGAACUCAGAUCUGAAGAAGCACAUUCGCAUUCACACCGGAGAGAAACCCUUUGCAUGUUCACUCUGUCCAUAUAGGUCGUCCCGUAAAGAGAGUCUGAGGAGUCAUAUGCGAACGCACUCUACAACUGUGCGCAAUUGAUGACAGAAUACUGAUAUCAGGUUUUGUAAUAUAGGGCAACAGGCAUUAUCAGUUUUCCAGUGUCUUUUUUUCUAAAAAUGUUAUUUUUGUUGCAUGUAACCACUGAAAUGUACAUAAUGAAUCUUUUAUAUUGGAGGUAUUGAUACUUUAAGUUCGAUCAUAUUGAUCAUAGAAUUAAAUGGUGCCAAUUAAUGAAAUCUCAUAAAGAUCUACAAGAUACCAAUCAGUGAGAUGAAUACCAGUUCAGUAGUGUACUAAUCUACAUUAAAGAUGAAACUUUCACAACAAACUUCACCAAAUCAAAUUUUGGAGUAUUACCAUCAAAUGUGUAAAAACUGACAUGAUAUGAAAUGCUUUCUUAUUUGCCAACAUUUAUUUUUUAUUUUUAUAGUCUUUAUCAAUUUGCAGCAGCUAUACUUUCAUUAAAUGAUUUAGUGAAAAUUGUCAGGUAAAACAUGUCCGUAUUGCUUGUAUCAUCAAUUACAUUUUAUGUAAGAAGCUCAAGUCACCCAACUUCUUUUUCAUAUAAUCCUGUUCUUCAAAAGAUCUUUUGUGCAGCAUUAUUUAGAUAUUAAUAUAUAUGAUUAUUCAUGAAAAAUAUACCUACA